AAUAUCAUUACAACCCGCCGUGGGACUGUUGGUGUACCGAUAAAGACAAAAAGUACAAAACAAUGACCGCCAACACUGUAGUUCGUCAUGAUUUAAAGACAAUCCAAGAAGCACGAUACAUAAGAUUCUUACCUGUARAAUUUUUCGGUGGUGACAAGACGAUGAGAGUCAACGUGUUUUUCAUUAAUCAAGAAGCACCACGUGUUAACGCCACACCCUCUGAACGAUCAAUAUUCGUACAAUGGACUAUUCAACCAUGUCGUAAGCUACAUCAACUUUUCACUGGCUACCUUUUGGACGUAASUACAAAAGGAGAAUUCGAGGUUGGUCUACGGAAUACAAGUAAAAACGUCACAGGACUUCAACCAUACACUGAAUAUAAAAUACGAGUCAAGGCUGUCCCUUAUGGAUUAUGGAGCGACAACAAGAUCAUCCAGACUGACAUAGCAGUUCCACAGGUAAUCAAUAGCGUUGUUACGUUGCAGACACUCUCAUCAAAGUCUAUCAGAGUCACGUGGAAGCAUCCACAAAACCAUUCUAUCAACGGACCAUUAACAGGUUAUAGAGUUACUUACACAACAAACAAAGGCCAGUCAAAGAAUGUUGACGUAGGUGUGGUCAACACGUGGAAUAUUAMGUCACUAGAAAAGUGUACGUGGUACAGUGUAACGGUGUCAGUUAAUAACUCCAAGUACAUCGGUCCACCGAGUAAAAACGCCACUAUAAGAAUUGAAAAUGCACCGAUGUCCGGUCCCACGAAUGUUUCUGCUAUCUCGUCAAACUCUUCUUCAAUUGCUGUGUCCUGGGGUCCUGUAACAAUGGACAAUUUAACCUGUGACAUCACCGGAUAUGACGUCAAUUUGACACAACACGAAUGUGCAGAUAUAAAAAGCGGUGAUUGGAUAUUUGAAUCGACCAAUAGGAGAUCUACGAUUUUCACCGGCCUAUUGCCUUCAACAAUGUACUCUGUUUCCGUGAGAGCAAUUACGAUAGCCGGUCCAGGUCCUUAUAGCAAACCAAUUUGUGUCUCAACCACUCAAAGAAAUAUACAUGGAUGCAUCGAGAGAUCUCUUGUUGGUGAGAAUCGUCUAAUCAUUCCUAACAGUGCCUAUACAGCCUCUUCGUUCUUAUAUGACAGUAGGCAGCGUAGAGAUCAAGUGACUGGAAAACUAUACUGGGACAGGCGAUACGUACCACACGGUGCAAGGCUUUACAGCCCAUUUGGAUGGUCACCACGUUAUAAUCAUAACCCUGAGGAUUACUUACAGCUGGACCUUGGUGCUGUACGAGCCAUCACUGCUGUAGCAACACAAGGAAAUGGGAAAUCUACAUUAAAUGAAUGGACAAAAACAUUUAAACUUCGAUUUAAACAAGACACAAAUUCAACUAAAUGGAUUGAAUAUGGAGACAUCUUACAAAAUUGUUACAUGGUAACAGCAUUGUUAUUAUUCUAUAGUCAUAUAGAUUCAUUUCCGCACUGAG
This is a messenger RNA of Exaiptasia diaphana, 1482 nucleotides long. RefSeq names its product Down syndrome cell adhesion molecule homolog. NCBI's taxonomy places the organism in Eukaryota, Metazoa, Cnidaria, Anthozoa, Actiniaria, Aiptasiidae. Gene Ontology annotation, molecular function: protein binding. The coding region runs from base 63 to 1481 and encodes 472 amino acids. The record is from RefSeq and is a predicted model, not a curated record. The transcript is spliced from 6 exons.